ACUAUCCUCCGCAUCAAGAAGAAGCUGCGUUCUUUUUCACUGUGUUGUUGUUGCUCAGAGUUUCUGUCCAAGGUGCUGAAAUCUGCUGCUCCGGGGACAGGUCACGUGACUGCGCUUCCUCCCUCUGUGAGAGCAGGAUGCUGUGUGUGCUCGCGCGCUCAGUGCGCGUGUAUAGGCACGGGGACACCUCAGUCCUCAUCAUGAGCGAGUCAGGCUCAUGAGGAAGGCUUCUCUAAGACGGCGUCGUGGUUUCUGUGAUAUGCUAGCCGUGUGGAGUCUGUGCGAUUGAAUGCGAGACUUCGACUCUUCACGUGCAUCCAUUUCUUCUUUCUGUUCUAUUUCUACCUCUUAUUUUUGUUCUUUUUUUCAGUGCCGCUGCAGACAUUAGUGUGGCAACUGUGGAUGGGCACACAGGAGUGGGCUGCUGCCCACCAAGUCUGACUGUGUUUCGGAGGUGCUAAGCAGAAGAACAUGUAAGAACCAGCACGCAGAUCCUCACGGAUCGUAUCAGAGCCAAAAUGCAGAAAGGGAUGAGACUGAAUGAUGGCCACAUCACCUAUCUGGCUGUUUUGGCAAAGAAGGAUGGCACGAGGCGAGGGUGCCUGAGUAAGAAAAGCUCAGACAACACAAAAUGGCAUUCAAAGUGGUUCGCUCUGCUGCAGAAUAUGCUGUUUUAUUUCGAAAACGACUCGAGCUCACGCCCCUCCGGACUGUACCUGUUGGAGGGAUGUGCUUGUGACAGGGCACCGUCACCCAAACCGUCUCUGUCCGCGAAAGAGGGCUUAGAGAAGCAGUAUUACUUCACUGUCACGUUCAAUCAUGACAACCAGAAGGCUUUGGAGCUACGCACAGAGGAUGUCAAGGACUGUGAUGAGUGGGUGGCUGCUAUCACACAGGCCAGUUACAGGAACCUGGCUACAGAGCAUGAGACCCUCAUGCAGAAGUAUCUCCAUCUACUCCAAAUAGUGGAGACGGAGAAAACGGUUGCCAAGCAACUUCGACAACAGAUAGAGGAUGGGGAAAUUGAGAUAGAGCGGCUGAAAUCAGAGAUUUCUGGACUUCUCAAGGACAAUGAGAAGAUCCAGUUGAAUCCAGAGGUUCCCCCCAACGAAGAUGACACCGAGAUCAAGAAGAUCAAAAAGGUCCAGAGUUUCCUGCGAGGUUGGAUUUGCCGCAGGAAGUGGAAAACCAUCAUACAGGACUACAUCCGUUCACCCCACGCUGAGAGCAUGAGGAAGAGGAACCAAGUUGUGUUCAGCAUGCUGGAAGCUGAGGCUGAAUACGUCCAGCAACUCCACAUCCUGGUCAACAACUUCCUGCGGCCUCUCCGCAUGGCUGCCAGCUCCAAGAAGCCGCCCAUCACACAUGAUGAUGUCAGCAGCAUCUUCCUAAACAGCGAGACCAUCAUGUUCCUGCAUCAGAUCUUCUACCAGGGCCUGAAGGCGCGGAUAGCCAGCUGGCCGACACUUGUGCUGGCCGAUCUGUUUGACAUCUUGCUGCCGAUGCUGAACAUUUACCAGGAGUUUGUGAGGAACCACCAGUACAGCCUGCAAAUCCUGGCCCACUGCAAACAGAACCGGGACUUUGACAAGCUGCUCAAACAGUACGAGGCCAAGCCCGACUGUGAGGAGAGGACGCUGGAGACCUUCCUUACCUACCCUAUGUUUCAGAUCCCUCGUUACAUUCUGACAUUACAUGAGUUGCUGGCUCACACCCCUCAUGAGCAUGUGGAAAGAAACAGUUUGGAUUACGCCAAGUCAAAACUGGAGGAACUUUCCAGAAUCAUGCACGAUGAGGUGAGUGAGACAGAGAACAUCAGGAAGAACCUCGCCAUUGAGCGAAUGAUAGUGGAGGGUUGUGAAGUGCUGCUGGACACCAGUCAGACGUUUGUGAGGCAAGGCUCUCUGAUCCAGGUGCCCAUGAGUGAGAAAGGAAAGAUCACAAGAGGUCGACUGGGCUCCCUGUCUCUGAAGAAAGAAGGCGAGAGACAGUGCUUCCUCUUCUCCAAGCAUCUCAUCAUCUGUACACGUGGCUCUGGGGGAAAACUUCACAUCACUAAGAAUGGAGUGGUGUCUCUCAUAGACUGCACACUGAUGGAGGAGCCAGAGGGGACAGAUGAUGAGUCCAAAGGGGAGCGGAGCGGCCAGGAUACAGAGCACCUGGACUUUAAACUGAUAGUGGAGCCCAAAGACGUCCAGCCCUACACCAUCAUCCUGGUGGCUUCAUCCAGACAGGAGAAGUCAGCGUGGACCAGCGACAUCAGUCAGUGCAUUGACAACAUCCGCUGCAACGGACUGAUGAUGAAUGCCUUUGAGGAAAACAGUAAAGUCACUGUGCCACAGAUGAUUAAAUCUGACACCAGCUUGUACUGUGAUGAUGUCGACAUCCGCUUCAGCAAAAUGAUGAACUCCUGCAAAGUGCUGCAGAUUCGCUAUGCCAGCGUGGAGCGUCUGCUGGAGAGGCUGACUGACCUGCGCUUCCUCUCAAUCGACUUCCUGAACACCUUCCUCCACUCUUAUCGAGUCUUCACCAGUGCCGACGUUGUGCUGGACAAGCUCAUCACCAUCUACAAGAAGCCCAUCAGUGCCAUCCCUGCACGUUCUUUGGAGCUUUUCUUUGCCAGCAGCCAGAACAACAAACUCCUAUACGGCGAGCCACCCACGUCGCCGCGUGCCAGCCGCAAGUUCUCCUCCCCUCCCCCCCUCUCCAUCACCAAGUCGUCCUCGCCCAACCGAAGACGCAAGCUCUCGCUCAACAUCCCCAUCAUCACAGGGGGCAAAGCUCUUGACCUGGCUGCACUCAGCUGCUCCCCCAAUGGCUAUGCAAGCAUGCACUCCACCAUGUCACCUUUCAGUAAGACCACUCUGGACAUGAACAAGUUCUAUGUGUCAAGCACCAUGGCCAGCAAGAUCCCCGAUGAGGGAGAGCCCAAAACUGAAGGCAAGGCUGAGGAUGCCGUCCCCAGCAAGCAAGAUCUGUCCAUGAGAGAGGAGUGUGAUGAGGACCCGAGUCAGAGCGAUGAAACAGAAGCAGAAAUGUCCCCUCCAAAGUCCCCAUCAACACCCAAGAAUGUCAAGUCAAAAAACUCUGAGUUUUCCUUGUUUUCCUUCAACAAUGGCAUGGUGGUGUCAUCUUGUCGGGAGCUGGACAAUAACCGCAGUGCCCUUUCUGCCGCUUCAGCCUUCGCCAUCGCCACCGCUGGUGCCAAUGAAGGCACACCAACUAAGGAGAAGUACCGCCGCAUGUCGCUCGCCAGCACAGGUUUUCCCACAGACCAGAGGAAUGGAGACAAAGAGUUUGUCAUCAGAAGGGCAGCAACAAACAGAGUCCUGAAUGUUCUGCGUCACUGGGUCUCCAAACACUCCCAAGACUUUGAGCUGAACACAGAGCUGAAAAUGAGGGUAAUCAGCUUCCUGGAAGAGGUGAUGCAUGAUCCAGAGCUCCUGACACAGGAGAGAAAGGCAGCCGCCAACAUUAUCAGGACUCUCACCCAGGAGGACCCUGGAGACAACCAGGUCAGCCUGGAGGAGAUCGCACAGACGGCCAUGGAUGACUGUAAGACUGAGCCCUUUGAGAGCCACUCUGCCCUGGAGAUAGCUGAGCAGCUCACACUGCUGGACCACCUGAUCUUCAAGGCCAUCCCGUACGAGGAGUUCUUUGGUCAAGGCUGGAUGAAAAAUGACAAGAACGAGAGAACUCCGUACAUCAUGAAAACAACAAAGCAUUUCAAUGACGUCAGCAACAGGAUUGCUACAGAGAUCCUUCAGUCGGACGAUGUCAACAUGCGCGCGGCAGUGAUAGAGAAAUGGGUGGCAGUGGCUGACAUCUGUCGCUGUCUCCACAACUACAAUGCCAUUUUGGAGAUAACUUCUUCUCUGAACCGCAGCUCCAUCUUCCGUCUCAAGAAAACCUGGCUCAAAGUCUCCAAGCAGACAAAGACUGUGAUCGAUAAAUUACAGAAGCUGGUGUCAUCAGAGGGACGAUUCAAAAACCUGAGAGAAGCUCUGAAGAACUGUGACCCUCCAUGUGUUCCCUACCUGGGAAUGUACCUGACGGACUUGGCCUUCAUUGAGGAAGGGACACCAAACUACACAGAGGACAACCUGGUCAACUUCUCCAAGAUGAGAAUGAUUUCUCACAUUAUCAGAGAGAUAAGACAGUUUCAGCAAACAGCUUACAAGAUUGAUUAUCAACCAAAGGUUGCAAAGUACCUGCUGGACAACAGUACAGUGCUGGAUGAGGAGAGCCUUUAUGAAGCGUCUCUGAGAAUCGAGCCGAAAACUUCAUCAUGAAGAGGAAGUCUCUCUCUCUCUCUCUCUCUCUCUCUCUCUCUCUCUCUCUCUCUCUCUCUCUCUCUCUCUCUCUCUCUCUCUCUCUCUUUCUCUCUCAGCCCGCAUCUAGAGUGUACAGGAAAGAUAUAUAUCAUAAUGUACAUAUACUAUUAUUUGUAUUAGACACAAUAGGCUGUGCCCUUCUAGUAUGUGCUCCCCAAUGGACUCGUUAUGUAUAAUCGUUAUUAGAGACCGAGUAGAAGCCCAGAGUGGUUUUAUUUAUAUAGUUACAGAGUAUUUAUAUGUUAUUUAUCGUCUUAAAUACCAUUUUACGUUGAAGUAAUUUUCAACCACAGAAUUAAAAGAUUAAAGAGUAUAAAGACAUUAUAUUUAAUCAUAUCCUAAUGGGAACAUGCAGUUUAAAGAGGCUUUCAUUGCUGAGAGCUGGUUUAUUAUUGACACAUGAAUAUCAACUCCAAUUUUCAGCUUGGAUGUUAAAGACAAAGAGAGAAGUUCACAUAGCUACUAUUUUUUAAACAAAUCCCCAAAACAAACAUUUAGCCUUAUCAGUGCUGCAGCUGUGACUUCAGCCAUUUUGUCCCCAGUCCCCCAUCCACUUACUUAAAUCAGUAAUCUAAAGGAUACAAAUCUUUGGGAUUUAAGAGUUAAAAAUGGGGAUGUUAAAGUCUUAACAUUUUUACCUUUCUAAAUCUAUCUCAGAGGAAUUCAGAGGUGAAAGUGCGACUGCUCCUUUGUCACAAGUUGACUCAUGUGUUCAGAUGUUUAACGUAGCCACUGAAUUACAAGGAUUAGACGUUUGGAAAGUUUGAGUUAAAUUGACACGACUUCUGAAAGAGCUGGAAAGACUUUUUUUCCGCUGGUAGAGAUGGGUUGUUAUGCUUUGCUGAUCAUCACCUUAUUCCCCUGGUGGGCAACAUGAUGUAUAUAUAGCAUAAGCACUGGGCAGUGUAUGUAGCAGAUGUAACCAAUAUUGAGCCACUUCAGGAAGUUAAAUUCCCAGCUUCUACACUGAGACAGUGACAGAGAUUUUAUGUUUAAUCCUCUCUGGCCAGUGCAUUAUAGUUUUGCCUUAAUCUCCAAAUGGAUUAUAAACCACAAAUAUGUCAACUAUUUUGUUCUACAAUUUGCCAAUGACGCAGAAGUAUUUGCUGUGUACAACAUCCUGUACAGGCAGUCUGAUGCAUUUCCUAACGUGCAAUGUGUUAAAUACAUAUCCCUCGAAAUGUGUUAUCCUUAUGAUUGUUCAACUCUGUAACUUUUCUGUGUAUGAUACUUUGAAACAAAUGUUGAAAGCAACUUAUAAGUGUAACACAUUCUGUAUCCUGUCUAUUCCAAUGUGUUAGCAGGAAUUAUACAGUAGUUAUGUUGUGCUUAUUCUUGGAAUAUUUAUAGGUAUUUUUUACAGGCUUUGUAUAGAAAACACCUAAAGCUUAAGUGGCAGGCAUGAACCACUUUCACGUGUUCAAAUCAAACCUAUAUCUAGAACAGUAUGUGUACUGUAUUUAAACCCCACCCUUGCACCUGAAUCUUUACCCUCUAACAGGCACAUCAAAUGUUUGCAGUGAGCAAUACCCAGUGGUAUGAGAAUUAUCUUUCAGUUUAUUUCAACAGCUUGAGUAGUAUUUCCAGUUUUGUAUAAAAGUGUAUUCUUUCCUGAUUACCUCUUGUUAAUAAAUCUAUUCUUUCUCAGGGGGAUAAAGUGUCCUCAAGGUGUGUUUCACUUUGUCAAAGCACAUUAACUUUGUACUUGAAGCUUUCCAGGACUGGAGAUCAUAGGGGGCUGGGAGAAGGGGGUGUUACGUAUUCAUUACAGAACGAGCCGAGUCAUGUGACACCCUUACAGCUUUAGGAGUGUAACGCAGAAGUAUAAAUCAGCCUUAAGCAUGGCGCUCGGUGCUGUUUGGUUAAUAAGCAUCGCUUUUACUUUAGUUCAUUUAACGCCAUUAAUAUUACUCGAAG
Messenger RNA from Notolabrus celidotus (New Zealand spotty), 6251 nucleotides. RefSeq names its product ras-specific guanine nucleotide-releasing factor 1-like. Gene Ontology annotation, biological process: Ras protein signal transduction; positive regulation of GTPase activity. Bases 519 to 4292 code for a protein of 1257 amino acids. Gene Ontology annotation, molecular function: guanyl-nucleotide exchange factor activity; protein binding. Gene Ontology annotation, cellular component: plasma membrane. NCBI's taxonomy places the organism in Eukaryota, Metazoa, Chordata, Actinopteri, Labriformes, Labridae. The record is from RefSeq and is a predicted model, not a curated record. The transcript has 27 exons.